Molecule: messenger RNA, 246 nt
Organism: Leptosia nina
Lineage: Eukaryota; Metazoa; Arthropoda; Insecta; Lepidoptera; Pieridae
Source: the annotation of a GenBank genome assembly
AUGGGAUUACUCUGGCGCAGCCGAGCGUUCGAUGCGAUUACGCCCCCGCCUCCCUUCCUUCUUCGAAUGUCGAAGUUCCACCCUGGUCACGAUCCACAGAUCGCACGUGUGAAUAUAGUCAAGUAUGUCAAGCCACCGAUGGAUAGGAUUAUGCCGAUUAUGAGGAAAGGGUUUUUGACCAGGCUCCGUGGAUUUCGAGCUCAACGACAGCUGACGCAAGAAACGACGCCGAAAAAGAACGAAUAG